Molecule: messenger RNA, 813 nt
Organism: Thamnophis sirtalis
Lineage: Eukaryota; Metazoa; Chordata; Lepidosauria; Squamata; Natricidae
Source: RefSeq, a predicted model, not a curated record
AUUGAUUGUAUAUCAUUUUAUCCUUUAAAACUAGAAAAUGACAGAUGGAGAGAUCUCAGCAGGAAAUACCCCCUUCAGGUUGAACAGCCAAGUGCCAACAUUUGGGACUGCUUGUCUAACAAAAGUGAUGAAAGCUCCUUAUGGCAGAGGGAGCCAGCUAACGCAUGCUCAGUAACCAACUUGAUCAAGGAUCUCAGCCUUAGCGACCACAAUGGCAACCCUUCAGCACCUCCCAGCAAACGCCAGUGCCGAUCACUCUCUUUUUCCGAUGAGAUGUCUAGUUGUCGGGCUUCAUGGCGGCCCAUGGGAUCAAAGGUCUGGACUCCUGUAGAAAAGAGACGCUGCUACAGCGGGGGAAGCGUGCAGCGUUACUCCAAUGGAUUCACAACCAUGCAGAGAAGUUCAAGCUUUAGCCUCCCUUCCAGGUCGAGUACUCUUUCCUCAUCAUAUGACCAGAUGGGAUUUAGCAAUAGAUUUGGCUGUCCGCCAUGCCACGGAAUGCGAAAGUCAGCCACGUACGGACAGACAAGUGAUAUUUGGGGUAAUGACCAUGGCUCUUCUGAGAGUGGCAGGAUUGACAUUCAGCGAUCUCUCUCUUGUUCCCAUGAUCAAAUUUCCUUUUCGGAAUAUUGUCUGCCCUCAGCAAACAGCACACCUGCCUCGACACCAGAGUUGACAAGGCGCUCCAAUGGGCUUUCUCGAAGUCGGUCUCAACCAUGUGUCCUUAAUGACAAGAAAGUUGGAAUUAAGCGAAGACGACCUGAAGAGAUAAAGGAACAAAGACCUUCAUUGGACCUUGUCAAGAUGACACAG